GUCCGGAAUCACACACGAAUGCUGGUGCUUGAAGAGUGAGCUGAUAGAGCAUCCAUGGCAGCUCCAAUUGCAUCUCCCAACUUUCUUUGUCCCCAAACUCUCCCGUUAUCCUACAAGCCACACGCGCCGCCACUAUUACCCGUCGCUCCACCUCUCAAUUGUCGCAGCAAAGCUCCGGUCCUUGUAUUUGGCCCGCGGCGGGGGCGGAAGAGCAGAGGCAUCUCCGUGGUGACGCGAGCGGGGUCCAGCAGCUACAUCUUCGCCUUCGUCUUCCCCAUAACCAUGCUCGCCAUCACCGUCGUUGCUUCCAUCCGUGUCGCGGAUAAGCUCGACCAGCAAUACCUCGAAGAGCUUGCAAUAGAGCAAUCAAUAUUGGAAACAGAGGAAGAUGAUGAUGGCAACGCCGCCACCUCCCCGAAGGAAGAGAUAGAAAUUCCAAGUAAACGUAAUCGGCCCAAACGAGAAGUUGAGAUCACAUCAACAUAAAGCUUACACGUUUUGAGUCUAAGGGACAAACAAAUAAGAGGAAAGUAGCUAUUUUACGUGUCUGUAAUUGAUUGUUGUGCUAAACUGCUAUUUUGUAUAUGAAGAAAGAAAUUUGCUGAACCUUGAUGGUGUGUUCGAAGUUUACAACAUAUAAGGACAUAAAUCAAAGUAUUCACUUGUUGUGACAUUGAACUGAGUGGCUGAAUAUAAGUGCAGGAAGAGAAACAGUGUAGAGACUGGUCAAGAUUCACCCACUCUCAAGACUAUUGAAGCAAGCAAAGCAUUUCACUGAAUUUAAUGUAGCUGUUGACUUCACACUAGUUGAACUUGUUGCCAAAUGAUAUUGUUUUUGAUGAUA
Molecule: messenger RNA, 844 nt
Organism: Ipomoea triloba (trilobed morning glory)
Lineage: Eukaryota; Viridiplantae; Streptophyta; Magnoliopsida; Solanales; Convolvulaceae
Exons: 2
Coding region: 55-486 (143 amino acids)
Source: RefSeq, a predicted model, not a curated record